AUGAUGCAGCAUACUCUUACCCCAAAGGUGGAUGCCCGGGAGCGCAUGGCUGCCUUGCUGGCUUGGCACACGACACAGGAGCUCCACCGUGUGGAACCGAUGAUGAGGGAGCUCAGCACCUUGCGCCAUGCAGGGCUGGACGUGGUUCGGGGCUCCAGACGGACCAACCCCUCGCAAUUCAGAGUAGUCCGCAGAAUGGUCUUCACUGCCACUUUUGACGACCUGGCUGCCGGCCUUGAACUCAUUCAUAGUCAUGGUUCAAAACCUGCUCUUGGGUUCGAUACUUGGACUAGUGAAGGUGAUGUGUGUGCGUCGCUGGCUGCUGUGCAAGCUGAAUUGGCAUGUUUGCAUAAUGAGAAUAACAUGUUGUGGAACAAGCUUGUGGAUGUGACGGUUGCAACCGCAGCCGAGAAGGCAGCACUGAAGUCCGAGUAUGCGGCACUGGAGUCCAAGUACAAGGAACUGGAGUCCAAGUAUGAGGCACUGAAGCCCGAGAAUGUGCUGCAUCCUCGGACUGCUCAGCAAGUGCUUCGGCUGGGGGUCCUGGGGUGUCCCGUUCCGGCCUGCGAGUGGUGUUGUGCACGAUGCCCCAUCAUGCACCUAAAGGAGAUCCUUGGCCAUCAUCUUGACCACAGACACCACAGCAACACGGCCGAGGCCCUCAGCCAACUCCUGCACGCCUCCCGGCCCGUCAGGAGUGAGCUGCCACAGCGUGUCAUCAUCCAGGCUGUGCACCGCUGUGUUGGCUUCACAGAUGAUGUGGUGCACCUGAAUAUCCUGGAAGCACGAUUCACUGCACUUGCACUGCAGGGUGUCGCCGACCACCAUGGCCUGGGCCUUGUUGACCAGCUCCCUCUCAAUUGCUCACCCUUCUUCUUGUACCAUUUCUUGUACAGCUCCCUCAAGUCCAGAGAGUACAAAAACAUGGCAAGUUGCGCGCUCCACCAGAGGAACAAAAUUCUCGCUCAGGAUGUUAACCUUGCCCUGGUUGCUGCUGUCGUCUGCUUUGUGUGGCGCCAGGCUAGCAUGCUGCGAAACCUUGCGUGUAAUUGUUGCCAAUUGCACUCGUAA
Messenger RNA from Volvox carteri f. nagariensis, 1071 nucleotides. RefSeq lists its product as uncharacterized. Lineage: Eukaryota; Viridiplantae; Chlorophyta; Chlorophyceae; Chlamydomonadales; Volvocaceae. The transcript is spliced from 7 exons. The record is from RefSeq and is a predicted model, not a curated record. Bases 1 to 1071 code for a protein of 356 amino acids.